UCCAAUCUUUUGAUUUGGUACACCCAGACAGCGGCCCGGUCCGUAUGGAUAAGCAAAAUCAGAAAAUCGGCAAUUUAGUCAUUUUCACAUUCACCAUUGAUUAUCCUACACUAUAAAUAGCGUCACCCCCCCUUCAAAACCCUAGCUUCAGCUGCAUUUCCUCCACAUUUUAUCUCUCUUCAACUGCGGCUAGGGUUCUUGGAAAGCUCUCGGAACUCUGAAGUUUUAUUUGUGAUAUCACUAUGGGUAAGGAAAAGAUUCACAUCAGUUUGGUGGUCAUUGGCCAUGUCGACUCAGGAAAGUCGACCACCACUGGUCACUUGAUCUACAAGCUUGGAGGUAUUGACAAGCGUGUGAUUGAGAGGUUUGAGAAGGAAGCUGCUGAGAUGAACAAAAGGUCCUUCAAGUAUGCAUGGGUUCUUGACAAACUGAAGGCAGAGCGUGAACGUGGUAUUACCAUUGAUAUUGCCUUGUGGAAGUUUGAGACCAACAAGUACUACUGCACUGUUAUUGAUGCCCCAGGACACAGAGACUUUAUCAAGAACAUGAUUACUGGUACCUCGCAGGCUGACUGUGCUAUUCUCAUUAUUGACUCCACCACUGGAGGUUUUGAGGCUGGUAUCUCCAAGGAUGGUCAGACCCGUGAGCAUGCUCUUCUUGCCUUCACCCUUGGUGUCAAGCAAAUGAUCUGUUGUUGUAACAAGAUGGAUGCUACCACUCCCAAGUACUCCAAGGGAAGGUACGAAGAAAUUGUCAAGGAAGUCUCCUCAUACCUGAAGAAGGUAGGUUACAACCCAGACAAAAUUGCCUUCGUUCCCAUUUCCGGGUUUGAGGGUGACAACAUGAUUGAGAGGUCCACCAACCUUGACUGGUACAAGGGACCAACCCUUCUUGAGGCUCUUGACUUGAUCAACGAGCCAAAGAGGCCUUCAGACAAGCCCCUCCGUCUUCCACUUCAGGAUGUCUACAAGAUUGGAGGUAUUGGAACGGUGCCAGUGGGACGUGUUGAAACUGGUGUGUUGAAGCCCGGUAUGCUUGUUACCUUCGGUCCUACUGGAUUGACCACUGAAGUUAAGUCAGUUGAGAUGCACCACGAGUCCCUCCCAGAGGCUCUUCCUGGUGACAAUGUUGGUUUCAAUGUCAAGAAUGUUGCAGUCAAGGAUAUCAAGCGUGGAUACGUUGCAUCUGACUCAAAGAAUGACCCUGCUAAGGAGGCAGCCAACUUCAUUGCUCAGGUCAUCAUCAUGAACCACCCUGGUCAGAUUGGAAAUGGAUACGCCCCAGUGUUGGACUGUCACACCUCUCACAUUGCUGUCAAGUUUGCCGAGCUUGUGACCAAGAUUGACAGGCGUUCAGGUAAGGAACUUGAGAAGGAGCCCAAGUUUUUGAAGAAUGGUGAUGCUGGUAUGGUAAAGAUGAUUCCCACCAAGCCAAUGGUGGUGGAGACAUUCUCACAGUACCCACCCCUUGGUCGUUUUGCUGUCAGGGACAUGAGACAGACUGUUGCUGUUGGUGUUAUCAAGAGUGUUGAGAAGAAGGACCCAACCGGAGCCAAGGUUACCAAGGCUGCUCUCAAGAAGAAGUGAAUGGCUUUUGCUGCAUCAGUUGAGGCGGGUUAUCGUUGCAGUUCUGAGUAUUAUACAAACAUUAUAUCUGUUAGUAGUUGCUGUGUGUCUUAUUUAGACUUGUGUUCUCUUUGUCGUAAACUUUUGUGGUCAGUGUCUUCUGGCACCUAUUCUCAGAAUUGGGUGCUGGAUAGACGGUGGCAUGAUUUUGGUCAUUGGUACUAUGUGUUUUCCUGUGUUUAGUCUUUGUGUCAAAUACCCUUUGAGGUAUAGUUCAUGUUAACAAAACUGCAUCUGCCAUUAUCAAAUUUAAGUACUUAAUUAAGAGUGUUAUUUCUUA
Messenger RNA from Spinacia oleracea (spinach), 1905 nucleotides. RefSeq names its product elongation factor 1-alpha. Gene Ontology annotation, molecular function: GTP binding; GTPase activity; translation elongation factor activity. NCBI's taxonomy places the organism in Eukaryota, Viridiplantae, Streptophyta, Magnoliopsida, Caryophyllales, Amaranthaceae. Gene Ontology annotation, biological process: translational elongation. The transcript is spliced from 3 exons. The coding region runs from base 243 to 1586 and encodes 447 amino acids. The record is from RefSeq and is a predicted model, not a curated record.